Molecule: messenger RNA, 2084 nt
Organism: Aspergillus ochraceoroseus IBT 24754
Lineage: Eukaryota; Fungi; Ascomycota; Eurotiomycetes; Eurotiales; Aspergillaceae
Product: putative MFS transporter
Exons: 2
Coding region: 220-1860 (546 amino acids)
Biological process (GO): transmembrane transport
Molecular function (GO): transmembrane transporter activity
Source: RefSeq, a predicted model, not a curated record
CCAAGAAACUCACCGCCUACCGCACAUUAUCUACUACGUAUUGAUCUCCUCUACUCUGUCAACUCACUCGGAUCCGACACGGAUGACGUGGAGUAGCUUGCCGGGGAAUGACUAUUUGGGCCGCAUUGCGUCUGUCUCGAUUGUGAUCCUCAGAGCUUUUGUGUCCUGAUGCUUUUUUUACUGGCAAUUUGAAUUCGGAACAGAACGUGUGAGUGAAGAAUGGUGGUAAUGGCUUCCCGGAGAUCUAUGUUUACCGCCAGCCGCAUACAGGCUUUUACCUAUCUGCUGGGUGUCUGUCCCUUCUCGAUAGCAUUCCUGGUGUUCAUCAAUUCAUCUGUAUCAUUCGUUGUUACCGACUUGAUUGGUCUUCGUGAUGGAGAGGGUGAUGCUGUUGGUACCCUAGGCUUUGCUGAUGAGCUGCUUGCCUUGGUGGCGUGCCCUUUGUGGGGUGUGCUCUCAGAUCGUAUCGGGGUCCGUCAAGUUUGCACAGCUGGAUAUACUAUUAUUGCGCUUGCUCUGCUUCUUUUUGUUCAGGCUAAAAAUGUUUAUCCUCAGCUUCUACUGGGGAGACUACUCUUCAGCGUCGGAGGCGCUGCAGUGUCAACCAUGGUCACUGCAGUUUUGCCCGUUGUGACUGGGAACGCUUGCAACGACGCAAUUGACGAUGGUGAAUUGGAAUCCACAGUUGGCGCGCCCUCGUCGCGUUUAGCAGGGUUCGUUGGGAUGUGCGCUGGAUGUGGCGCCCUCAUAUCCCUAGUGAUUUUCCUCCCACUACCUGCUCACUUUCAAGAAUUAGGGCUUUCGCCCCAGGAAGCUAUUCAAUACAGCUUUUAUUCAGCCGCUGCGGUGGCUCUUCUUGUCAGCGUUUGCUGUUAUAUCGGCCUCAGAGAUCUUCCUGGCGAAGAUGGGAAAGCAUGGACUUCACUGUGGACCGCUCCCAAGUCGGAGAGGACGCACAAAACUUACAGCAAAGACUCCUAUUCUACGUUUAUCAAGACCCGGCUGCCGUAUUUUGACCAACUUAUCACUGCACUAGCCCUGGGAUUCCGCAAUCGUGACAUAUUCAUCGGUUACUUGGGGGGGUUUGUAGCUCGAGCAUCCUCGGUCGGCAUCUCGUUAUUUAUCCCCCUCCUCGUCAACCACUACUACCGAAUGUCCGGUCUCUGUGGCGAGCACCCUACCGGUGAGACCAAUCCAGGAGACAUCAAACGCUCUUGCCCCAAAGCCUACGUGCUCGCCUCAAUUUUGACAGGUGCGUCUCAGCUUAUCGCAUUGAUUGCGGCCCCAAUUUUCGGACUCCUCUCUGAGAGGUCUCGACGGUAUCACAUGCCUCUUCUUGUGGCCUGUUUGUCGGGAGUCAUUGGCUAUCUAGCGCUGGCCUUGCUCCCCAGCCCUGAUUUCAAGGGAGAUAAGGGUAAUCGGGGAAUCUUUUUAGUAAUGGGCUUGAUCGGGAUCAGCCAGAUCGGAGCGAUUGUGUGUAGUUUGUCGGUUUUGAGCAACGGUAUUUUGAACAUGACAGAUUCUGAUGUUGCUACUGCGGACAAUUCUUCAAAUACGGCGGAGAACGAGCCCGCUUUGACAAUGGGCGGAGAGAUCAACGAACAACGGCCUUUACUAACGGCACGCACCAGCCAACCCCCACAGCAAGCCUCGAGCCUGAAAGGAUCGAUUGCGGGAGUUUACUCCCUGUAUGGAGGAGCGGGAAUCCUGUUACUCACUAAGCUCGGGGGUCUUCUCUUUGAUGUGUUAUCGUCUGGCACCCCUUUCUAUAUUAUGGCAGGAUUUAAUGGCGUUUUGCUAAUUGUAGGGACAACAAGUGGUCUGGUAAGCCACUGGCGUGCGAGUCAGUUAGUGUCUUAGCUUAAUUUCUGGGGCGACGCCCCGAAGAAAUCUGAAAAAUAGAUCUGCAUAUUCAGAUUGAUUCAAUCGGAAGCGGCUCUUUCCUCUUUCCCCUCUUUCUACGGAGUACACGAUUGGAUAUGACUUACCUUCAGGGCCUGGAACAGAGGCCCAAAAACCUGAAGAAACUUAAUGAUAGCGGUAAUCCUGCUUUCAUUUGCCUCAAGCCCCGACCAAUUGCGGAC